GACACAUUUAAAAUACAACAGGAAUAGCAAUUUUCUGUUGUGCGAUCAAAUAAGUUUCAUUUUUUAAUGAUAAAAUGUGCAAGUCAAUCAAGCGUAGCGAUUUUUUGUGCUGUAUGUGAAUUUCUUUUCUAAUUUUUUUUGAAAAAAUUUUUCUUUUCAGGUUCAAUACCACGUUGAAGGUUAGUGAGACUUGUGAAAUUGCUACUGAUGUUCUUAAACAUUUUGGACUACUAGGAUUGAGAGAAAGUGAGGUAUAGGAAAGUGGGCUUAUUUCGAGAGUGUUAAUGAGCUAAGUACCGCUACAUAAAUUUGAAGGUGAAGCAUGAGUGAUUUGAAGUUCCCAAAACGUUACUUGAUUGUUAUUUUAACCUUUAUCAGCACUUGUGUUUGCUAUAUUGAACGGGUGGGUUUCUCUAUUGCGUAUACUGUUGCGGCUGAUGCUGCUGGUGUAAACCAAUCAAGUAAAGGCACUAUACUUUCGACAUUCUAUUAUGGUUAUGCCUGCUCCCAGGUGCCUGGAGGAUGGGCAGCGCAGAAAAUAGGGGGAAGGAAGGUUCUUCUCCUCUCAUUUGUUUUAUGGUCAUCAACUUGCUUUUUGGUCCCACUUGAUCCUAAUCGAGUUGUAAUCUUGGUAGUUGCACGCUUGCUUGUUGGUGUUGCACAAGGGUUCAUCUUCCCUUCCAUUCAUACUGUUCUGGCACAAUGGGUUCCACCUCAUGAAAGGUCCAGAUCUGUAUCUCUUACAACUUCUGGGAUGUACCUAGGAGCAGCUAUGGGAAUGCUUCUCCUGCCAACUUUAGUGAAAUACAAAGGCCCCCAAUCUGUAUUUCUUACUGAAGCAGCAUUAGGUGUUUUGUGGUCUUUGCUAUGGUUCAAAUAUGCAAGUGAUCCUCCUCGCUCUGAGCAUCCGAAAGCAGCUGCUGCAGGGUUUGGAGAAUCUUUGCUGCCAAUUAAAGUCAGUCAAAAGAUAAAAGUGGAGAAUGGAGGCAGUACUAUUAAAACCGCCAAAAUUCCAUGGAAGAGAAUUUUGGUUAAUUUACCGAUUUGGGCAAUUGUGGUAAAUAAUUUCACAUUCCAUUAUGCAUUGUAUGUGCUGAUGAACUGGCUACCAACUUAUUUUGAACAGGGCCUCCAGCUCAGUCUUCAAGAAAUGGGUUCUUCUAAGAUGAUGCCUUAUCUGAACAUGUUUAUAUUCUCAAAUAUUGGUGGGAUAGUUGCUGAUCACUUGAUCACAAAGAGAAUCCUGUCUGUGACCAGAACCCGAAAGUUCUUAAACACUAUAGGAUUUUUCAUUGCUUCUCUUGCAUUAAUGGCUCUUCCCAUUUUCAGAACUUCUAAUGGGGCAGUUUUCUGUUCUUCUGUGGCACUUGGGUUUUUGGCACUUGGGAGGGCUGGGUUUGCAGUGAAUCACAUGGAUAUUGCUCCAAGAUAUGCAGGAAUAGUCAUGGGAGUUUCUAAUACUGCUGGUACUUUAGCUGGCAUUGUUGGAGUUGAUCUUACUGGCAGACUGCUUGAAGCUUCUAAAAUUUCUUAUUCAGAUCUUUCAAGUCCAGAAAGUUGGAGACCUGUGUUUGUCAUACCAGGGUUGCUAUGCAUUUUUAGUUCUUUCAUGUUUUUGCUAUUCUCAACUGGAGAAAGGGUAUUUGAUUAGGCAUAUUUUUUUCACAUUGUAAUCUUUUGCAGAAUAUUGUUACCAUUCAUCUUGAAUAAUAAAUUUGAAAUAGUUGCCAUGGAA
Molecule: messenger RNA, 1735 nt
Organism: Hevea brasiliensis (rubber tree)
Lineage: Eukaryota; Viridiplantae; Streptophyta; Magnoliopsida; Malpighiales; Euphorbiaceae
Product: probable anion transporter 5
Exons: 1
Coding region: 323-1651 (442 amino acids)
Biological process (GO): transmembrane transport
Molecular function (GO): transmembrane transporter activity
Source: RefSeq, a predicted model, not a curated record